This is a messenger RNA of Arachis duranensis, 1044 nucleotides long. RefSeq lists its product as uncharacterized. Bases 1 to 1044 code for a protein of 347 amino acids. Lineage: Eukaryota; Viridiplantae; Streptophyta; Magnoliopsida; Fabales; Fabaceae. The record is from RefSeq and is a predicted model, not a curated record. The transcript has 3 exons.
AUGGCUAGUGAGGAGAGUUUCGUAGUGUUGGUUCACCACAGAGGAUCCAUUAAGAGGAAAACUCGUUCCGGUGUGAAGUUCACUGAUAAGGAUCCUCUCUGUAUUAUUGUCAAGCCUACGACGAGGUAUGAGGACCUUGUUAGCUCUGUACUGCUGAAACUUGGUCUAGAAGGUGUGAAACGGGUUAAGAAGUUUUUCUAUUGCAUUCCAAUCACGGUGCUCCAGGAAACCGUAAUGUAUGAUUGUUUCACGGUCGGCAGUAAUGAGGACUUGCAGGUCAUGUUUCAUUGUCGCCGGCAGUUUCCAGAGGUGAGGACCAGAACUGUUGGCAAAUGUGCUGCACCGGCUGGGGUUGGAGAUGGAUUGUUGGAUGAUCCAGAGGACGAUGAUGUCGAGCCGAAUAUGAUUGUUGAUGACAAUGGCGAUGAUGUCGGAGCAAGUGAGCCUGCUGGGGCAGGCGGUGGUUCUAGCUCUGGCACACAGCAGUACCCUCCACAUUUUUCCUCUUUGGACUUGGAUGCCAUGAGGCAGGAGGAUAAAGAAGAGGCCUUGUUAAGUGUGAAGACUUACAGCAUCCGUCGAGGGGUACAGUACAAGGUCGUGGAGUGUGACUAUCACCGUUAUGUGGGCAAGUGUUUUGAGUUCGAGAAUGGGUGCACAUGGUUGAUUCGGCUGAGUCUCCGACAGCACAAGGGCCUUUGGGAGGUCAAACGGUACAACGGACUGCAUACGUGUUUCGCCACCUCCAUCUCCAGCGACCACAGGAGUUUAGAUUACCAUGUGAUAUUGGCAUUCAUUAUGCCAAUGGUUAGGGCUGAUGCAUCUAUCAUCAUCAAGGUUCUCCUAAAUGCCACUGCCGCACAUUUUGGGUUUAGGCCGACGUACAGGAGGGUCUGGUUGGUCAAGCAGAAGGCUGUUGCCCUCAUCUAUGGUGAGUGGGAUGAUUCGUACAACGAGCUCCCCAGGUGGGUGUUAGGAGUCCAGUUGACGAUGUCUGGUACUGUUGCAGUCCUAAGGACGAGUACUGUUCGUGUCGGUGGAUAG